AUGCCGGCGGAACCUUUCAUCCUCAUCUCAUCUGCUGAUUUGCGCCGCCAUGAUAGUCUUAUGUAUCCCGCCGAGACAACCAAUAACAAGGAUGUCAAUAACCCUUUAGCCAGUUUACUUCACUUGCCUCGACUUCCUCGUUCAUCACCCCUUGCUGGCACCGCCCUCAUGCUCGGCAUCGGUAUCUCUCUAGAAUCACGUGUUGUUGCCCGUGGUUUCUUG
This is a messenger RNA of Protopolystoma xenopodis, 222 nucleotides long. NCBI's taxonomy places the organism in Eukaryota, Metazoa, Platyhelminthes, Monogenea, Polystomatidea, Polystomatidae. The record is from the annotation of a GenBank genome assembly.